Molecule: messenger RNA, 3237 nt
Organism: Coregonus clupeaformis (lake whitefish)
Lineage: Eukaryota; Metazoa; Chordata; Actinopteri; Salmoniformes; Salmonidae
Product: gap junction alpha-3 protein-like
Exons: 3
Coding region: 374-1702 (442 amino acids)
Biological process (GO): cell communication
Cellular component (GO): connexin complex
Source: RefSeq, a predicted model, not a curated record
AGUUGAAACUUGACUGAUUCGUUUUUUAAAAAAGUUUACAGGGGCGUGGCGUGCAUUGGUCCAGGGUGAUGACUUUCUGAAUUCACUCAUGCAUGGUCACACAAUGUGACAGUCGCGAUGGCUGGGAACCGGAGGGAGCUGCGCUUCGCGGACACCCAUCUCCAAGUUAAAUUCGUCUCGAAAAGCUAACUUUUCUUGCGCAAGUUUGGCGGCGAAUCCACGUGUAAAGAAGUUUGUGCAUGAUUAUCUUGGCCUGGCUGCGUUUAAAAGAGUUUGGUGUCAUAUAUAUUCUGAACCCUAGUCGAUGGAUUUAUUACCCUCAAUACAAAAACAUUUGAACUGUACUUUCUCCCUAGGCUAGAAAUCUUGAAGCAUGGGUGACUGGAGCUUUCUGGGGCGUCUGUUGGAGAAUGCACAGGAACACUCGACAGUAAUCGGCAAGGUCUGGCUGACUGUCCUCUUCAUCUUCAGGAUCCUGGUGCUGGGAGCGGCAGCCGAGGAUGUGUGGGGCGAUGAGCAGUCUGACUUCACCUGCAACACACAGCAGCCUGGCUGUGAGAACGUCUGCUAUGAUGAGGCUUUCCCCAUCUCACACAUUCGCUUCUGGGUGCUGCAGAUCAUCUUUGUGUCCACGCCAACACUCAUCUACCUGGGUCACGUACUGCACAUCGUCCGCAUGGAGGAGAAGCGGAAAGAGAAGGAGGAGGAGCUGCGAAAGGCCAUCAGACUCCAGGAGGAGAAAGAACUCCUUUACAACGGCGAAGGGGAUGCAGGUGGAGGAAGAGGAGGACGACGAGGAGGUGGUAAAAAGGAGAAGCCACCUAUCAGGGAUGAGCAUGGGAAGAUUCGCAUUAGGGGUGCCCUGCUGCGCACCUAUGUGUUCAACAUCAUAUUCAAGACCCUGUUUGAAGUGGGGUUCAUUUUAGGUCAGUAUUUUCUCUAUGGCUUCCAGCUGAGGCCGCUAUACAAGUGUGCACGGUGGCCCUGCCCCAACACUGUGGACUGCUUCAUAUCUAGGCCCACUGAAAAGUCAAUUUUCAUCAUAUUUAUGCUUGUGGUGGCUUGCUUGUCUCUUUUGCUGAAUUUGUUAGAGAUCUAUCACCUUGGGUGGAAGAAAGUUAAACAGGGAAUGGUCACCCCUGAUCAUGCAUUGCUGCCUCGCUCUGAUGGUGUGGGGCCUGAGUCCAUGACUUCAGCCUCCAGAACUGCCCUUCCCAACCUCAGCUACCCACCGAUGUACACAGACGUGACGGCUGGGAGCGGUGCGUUCCUGCCGCCCAUGGCAGAAGCCUCCCUGGCAGAGUUCAAGAUGGACCCACUGCAGGAGGAGCCCUCAUCCUCCUACUACAUGAGCAGCAACAACAACCACAGGCUGACCACUCAGCAGAACUGGGCCAACAUGGCCACCGAGGAGCAGACUCGGGAGAUGAAGGCCACCUCCUCCUCCUCCUCUCCCUCCUCAUCCUCCUCCUCCUCUGAUAGUGAGCAGCAGCCUCGUGACGCUGCUCCCCCCACCACCACCAGCAGCCCCAGCUCCAGUGGGGGCAGUUUGAGUGGGGGAAAUGUUGAUCAGGAGGGAGGCCACGUCACCACCACAGUGGAAAUGCACGAGCCCCCCGUUAUGGUCACAGACCCUCGCCGGCUCAGCAGGGCCAGCAAGAGCAGCAGCAUCAGAGCCAGGCCCAACGACUUGGCAGUAUAGUCAGUCCCCCUAAAUAAACCUCCAACCUCCCAAAGCCCCAAUGAUUUUUCUAUAUAAAAAGUACAAUAUAUAUAUAUAUAUAUAUAUAUAUAUAUAUAUAUUUGUUUUUUUAUGGAGGCAAUGUGAGGCUGGGGGCUGGAACUGGAGUUGUUGCCUAGUAUAUAUCUAUUAACAUCAGUUGAUAUCAGUGCAAUCGGUGAGUUGUAGCAUACGUGUUAUUAUAAAAAAUGCGCACAGUCUGAUUGUGCAAUGUGGGUUAAAAUGGUCUGACAAGCUGAAGGCUUCGAUAUACUGGACAUCAGGGGACUUUAUGGUUCUAAUUCCAGUUUAAAAUGGCCAAGUAACUUUUUUGUUUGCUUUUGGUUUCAAUGGCCUGGUAUGUGUCAAUGUGCUCUUGUCAACAGUGGUUGUUGUUGUUGUGUUUAUUUGAUUAACAUAAAAACCUAUUUAUUCCAAUUAGGAAUGAUACUGUACAUUCAUCAAGUCGUUGAGUUCGGUUGGCAAAUUGCUGAGAACCAACUUCGAAUAAAAUUGUUAUGUGGAACAAGUACAGGGUGUUUUGAAACCACUUGUGUGUUUAGUAUUUUUACUCUUAUGCUGUUAUACAGUUCCUUCAAGUUGAGCCUUUCUUAAAACAAUUUACUUUAAACUAUUUUUAUGGUGUAUCAUAGAAAGUUGCUUGCAAGACAAACUAAAUCCAACAACAUGUAUGCUCUCAUUCUUUCUCUAAGAUGAAGAAUACUGUUCAAUGUCAGCGAUGACACCAAUAUGGGGAUAACAUUUACUUGUUCAUUAUUGAACUUUUAUAUUGUACUUUGACACUUCCUGAAUUUCACAAUCUAAAUAACUUUUAUUUUUAUAAUAUUCAGGAAAUAGCUAAGCUAUUUUUUGUAUUAUGUGUUUGAAGAGUAAUAGUGGAAUCUGUAAAGGCAAAACUACAACUCACUGAUUCACUAACAGGUCUGCAGGUGCAUUUAUCUGUCUUAGUUUUACCCAGGAUCCACUUACUGAACAAAUCAUUUACACACAAACUAUAACCGGAUUAUGGGUCAAAACUAGAAGUUGAAUGUGUUCUUGUAGUCCACAGCUGUUAUAAGGUUCCAUGGUUCCAGCCCCUGCUCCUACAGUUGAUUCUCGAAUGCAGAAAUUAAGCAAAUAAAGUAUUAUUUUUGCCUGAAAUUAAAAAGCAUACUGCCAUGUGCACAAUGAAAAGUUAACAUCCAAUUCUAAAGAGGUUGAAAACAAAUAUAAACCAAAUGCUUCAAUUUAAGAGGGUAAAUAUUAUUGCUGCCAUCAUAAACACAAUAUCACCUUUUAAUAAUUGCAUCUUCACGUUGAGCGAAACUCACUCUCAUAAAUCACGUGAUACUUUAUAGUUUUUUCCUAAAAGUGCUAUUUUUUUUUACAGAAUUGAAUUAUAAUUAAAUCUAAUUUCAAAACUGUAGUCAGUUUGUGACAACCAAAACAGCUAUUUGGUACAAAACUGACAAAUGCAAUGACGUUGCAAGUGCCAUAACGCCAGGAUGAAAAGUAAA